AUGAUGUUGAGGGCAGUAAAUACUCAAGGUGAAAUAAAAACUGGGGAUAUGAUUGCUGAUUUGAUUAUAGAAUGCAUAAAGGAGGUUGGUCAUGAAAAUAUUGUUCAAAUAGUCACCGAUAAUGCUGGGAAUUGUGUGAAAGCUGGUGCAAUUAUUUCAUCCAAGUAUCCUUCUAUCUUCUGGACACCAUGUGUAGUGCAUACCUUGAACCUUGCUGUGAAGAAUAUAUGUGCACCUUCGCUGCAAACAAGAAACAAUGACGAUGUGUAUGAUGCUUGUAAAUGGAUAGGGCCUCUUGCAGAUGAUAUUUCUUUCAUCAAGAACUUCAUAAUGAACCAUGGGAUGAGGUUGGUGAUGUUUACUGAGCAUUGUGAUCUUAAGCUCCUUACAAUUGCUUCAACCAGGUUUGCCUCCACACUUGUGAUGUUUAAGAGAUUUAAGAAAAUAAAGGCUGGUUUGCAACAUAUGGUAAUCAGUAAUAAAUGGGAUGAUUACAAGGAAGAUGAUGUGAGGAAGGCUGCUGCAGUGAAACAGAAGAUUCUAGAUGAGAUGUUUUGGGAUGAGCUUGAUUAUGUUAUAUCUUUUACUGAGCCCAUAUAUAGUAUGAUUAGACGUUCAGACACCGAUAAGCCGUCUCUUCAUUUAGUGUAUGAAUGGUGGGAAGAUAUGAUUCAGAAUGUGAAGAAAGCCAUAUAUAGGAAAGAAAGGAAACAACUACAUGAGGAUUCAAGCUUUUGGAAUGUUGUGCAUAAGGUGUUGAUGUCUCGUUGGAGCAAGAGUAGCACACCUCUUCAUUGUAUGGCGCAUUCAUUAAAUCCCAAGUAUUAUAGUCCGGAAUGGCUAUUAGAAAAUUGCCCGAAAAGCUCCUCAUCAAGAUAUUGA
Messenger RNA from Argentina anserina (silverweed cinquefoil), 882 nucleotides. RefSeq lists its product as uncharacterized. The record is from RefSeq and is a predicted model, not a curated record. NCBI's taxonomy places the organism in Eukaryota, Viridiplantae, Streptophyta, Magnoliopsida, Rosales, Rosaceae. Bases 1 to 882 code for a protein of 293 amino acids. The transcript is spliced from 2 exons.